CUGUAUUAAAUUAUCUAAUACAUUCACAACGAAUAAGUUAUUUAGAUAUUCGUUGCUAGUUAAAUUGAAAAGUUGAAUUGAAGAAAACUAUAGACUAGAAAACUAUGAAUUUGAUUGAUUUGUAAUUAUUUGAAAAUUUAUAUAAGACAAAUAAAAGUUAGUUUUUUAUGUAAUUGAACCUAAUUUUUUAGUUGCAUCUUAUGCAAUGUUCGAAGUUUAGUUGUCAUUCCGCUUACCGUUAUUUAAUCUGACGCAAUGUGGUACACGUGACGUUUGCCAUGAGCAUAGUUCUGAAAUUAAAACGUGGUAAAACAAACUAAAAUUAAUCAAAUCGAUGCAAAAUGAAGUUGCAUUCGUAAAGAGCAUGUAGUAUACAUAUUAUGUCGACCUAAUAAAAAUUUGCAGGCUGACAGAAUGUAACAAAGAUAUAGCGAUACAUUCGUAAAUUUCAAUGUAUGAAAAAAUCAUUUUCUGAUUUUACUGUUGUAAAUGAUAGAGAAAUAUGAGUGUAGAAUUAGAAUCUAAUGCGAACCUCGAAGAAAUAUAUACUUGGAUGGAGCAAAUAUCAUUUUCCAAACCAAAAAAAAAUCUUGCUCGAGAUUUUUCUGACGGUGUUUUUAUGGCUGAAUUGUUAAAACGAUACUAUCCCAGAUACGUCGAUAUACAUAAUUAUAUUCCUGGAAAUAGUAUUGCAAAAAAAAUAGACAACUGGUCCACUUUAAAUCGCAAAGUACUUUCAAAACUUGAUGUAAAAUUAGGAAAAGACGUGAUCAAUCAACUAGCAAAUUCGCAACCCGGUGUUAUCGAAAAAAUUUUAAUCGAACUGCGAGCUAAAAUUUUAAAAGAUUGUAAUGCGGAUAGAAAUUCUUUAUAUGCCGAAUAUGAAGAAGACGAAAAGAAAGAAGUUGUUAAGUCAGUGCUCAACCCAGAAGAAAUAGCAAAUAAAACUGUUCCGCGUCAUGUCUUCGUUCGACUAAAACAAGAAUUAGAAGAAAAGAAUGAACUGAUAAAUAUUCUUCAUCAAAAAGUGUCUCACCUAGAAUCUCUGAUAAAACUGAAAGAUCAAAGAAUUACAGAUCUUACGUCACAAAUUAUAAAACCCAUAGAACAAAGUAUUACACCAAGAACUUUUGCAGCUAGUACAAUUUCAAAACUUCGAACGAAAAUAUAACUCGCCAAAAUUUAAAAAAUAAUCCUUUAAGAAUAUUUUAAAUAAAAUUGUACUUCAACAUUUAUAUUAUUUAUAAACAUUUAAUGUAAUGUACUGUUUUAAUAUAGUGUACCACAAUUUA
Molecule: messenger RNA, 1292 nt
Organism: Bombus impatiens (common eastern bumble bee)
Lineage: Eukaryota; Metazoa; Arthropoda; Insecta; Hymenoptera; Apidae
Product: sperm flagellar protein 1-like
Exons: 3
Coding region: 503-1171 (222 amino acids)
Biological process (GO): regulation of cytoskeleton organization
Cellular component (GO): axoneme
Molecular function (GO): microtubule binding
Source: RefSeq, a predicted model, not a curated record